Messenger RNA from Acipenser ruthenus (sterlet), 4452 nucleotides. RefSeq names its product translocation protein SEC63 homolog. The transcript is spliced from 21 exons. Gene Ontology annotation, cellular component: Sec62/Sec63 complex. The record is from RefSeq and is a predicted model, not a curated record. Bases 109 to 2373 code for a protein of 754 amino acids. Gene Ontology annotation, biological process: post-translational protein targeting to endoplasmic reticulum membrane; SRP-dependent cotranslational protein targeting to membrane. NCBI's taxonomy places the organism in Eukaryota, Metazoa, Chordata, Actinopteri, Acipenseriformes, Acipenseridae. Gene Ontology annotation, molecular function: transmembrane protein transporter activity; RNA binding.
UACCAUGUUCUCGUGGAGCGUGACGCGGCUUGUGACGCAGAUGUAUGUGCGUUGCUUUUGCCUGUCUAUAUUCUAGGAAUCCAGGCAACUAAACGGAGAGGUUCUGUAAUGGCAGGACAGCAGUUUCAGUACGAUGAUAGCGGCAACACAUUCUUCUACUUCCUCACGUCCUUUGUGGGACUCAUCGUCAUCCCGGCUACUUACUACUUCUGGCCCCGGGAUCAGAACGCGGAGCAACUCCGAUUAAAGGCUUUGAGAAAAGUACAUGGAAGAUGUUUGUGGUACCGGUUGCGGUUGAUGAAAUCAAAACAAAGCAUUAUUCCAACACUAAAGAAAGUUGCCUUACUUAUAGGAUGGGUGCUAUUUUUGUUCCUUGCCUACAAAGUUUCAAAAAUAGACAGAGAAUAUCAGGAAUACAACCCCUAUGAGGUCCUAAGCUUAGACCCGGGAGCAUCUGUCUCUGAAAUUAAAAGGCAGUACCGACUGCUGUCGCUCCGGUUCCAUCCAGAUAAGGGAGGAGAUGAGGUGAUGUUUAUGAGGAUUGCUAAAGCUCAUGCAGCUUUAACAAAUGAAGAGUCUCGGAACAACUGGCAAACGUACGGCAACCCUGAUGGUCCGCAAGCUACAAGUUUUGGUAUUGCUUUACCUGCUUGGAUUGUGGACCAGAAAAAUUCCAUGCUGGUCUUGCUUGUGUACGGACUAGCUUUUAUGGUUAUUCUUCCUGUUGUUGUGGGUACUUGGUGGUAUCGUUCAAUACGCUACAGUGGAGACCAAAUUCUUAUUAACACAACACAGCACUUCAUGCAGUUUAUGUAUAGAACUCCAAACAUGAACAUGAAACGCCUAGGAAUGGUUCUGACAGCGGCUUCUGAAUUCGACCCACGCAAUAACAAGGAGGCAACAAUUAGACCAACAGAUAACAUCGAAGUUCCUGAGCUCAUUCGGGACCUUGGAAAUAUCAAUGUAAAGAAGAAGGAGCCUCCAUUUUGCUCCCCGUACAGUCUAAAGGCCAGAGUCCUCAUGCUUUCCCAUCUUGCCAGAAUGGAGGUGUCGGAGGACAUAAAAGAAGAUCAACAGUUUGUUGUGAGAAAGAGCCCUGCACUGCUACAAGAAAUGGUUAAUGUCGGCUGUCAGCUUACUAGGCUGGCAAAUAGCCAUGGGGGUUUUCCUGCUCCUCGCUUGGUGUCCAUUGAGAACUGUAUGAAACUCUCCCAGAUGAUCGUGCAGGGCCUGCAAGAGUUCAAAUCUCCAUUGCUGCAGCUCCCACACUUUGAAGAAGAGCAUCUGAGAUACUGUGUUUCUAAAAAAUACAAAGUGAGAAGCAUCCAGGACCUGGUUAGUUUGAAAGACUCUGACCGACGGAAUAUGCUGCGAUUCCUCGGGGAGGAGCAAUAUGAAGAAGUUAUGGCAGUUCUUGGAAAUUUUCCCCGCAUUACAAUUGAUAUAAAGCUACAAGUUGUAGAUGAUGAGGACAGCAAUAACAUUACAGCAGGGUCACUUGUUACAGUCACUGUCACACUAACAAGGAAAAUGAUGCUGGACUUCUUUGAAAAGGAGCAGGAACAAGUGUGUGCACCAGAGGAUCCUAACACAGAAGAGGGGCAAGGAGACGUCAUUAAAAACAAAAGCAAGGUAUGGCAGAAUAAGAACAAAGCUGCCAAAAAGACGUCUAAGUCAAAGAAAAAGAAAUUGACCAAGAAGAAGGCCCUUUCCCAGCAGCAGCAGCAGCAGCAGCAGCAGAAACAGGACAAGCAGAAACAGGCGAAUGGGACCGUUGCUGUCAAUGAGGUUGUCCCUUCAACUAAGGAGGAAGAGGAUGAGGUUUCAGGCAAGGGUAGUGAUUCGGAGGAGGGGGAGACCAAUAAAGACUCGCCAAGUGAGAGAGAUGAUGAGAGUGACACUGAACCCGACGAAAUGGGUGGGGAUGAUGAAGAGGAGUGGAAAGCACUACAACAGAGUAUCCAACGAAAAGAAAGGGCCCUUUUAGAGACAAAAUCAAAGAUCACGCAUCCCGUUUAUAGCUUGUACUUCCCUGAGGAAAAGCACGAGUGGUGGUGGCUUUACAUUGCAGACAGGAAAGAACAGACUUUAGUAUCUAUGCCCUAUCAUGUCUGCACACUUAAGGACACAGAAGAGGUUGAACUCAAAUUCCCUGCACCAUCAAAACCUGGAAAUUAUCAGUACUCUGUGAUUUUGAGAAGUGACUCGUUCAUGGGAUUGGAUCAGAUAAAGCCAUUAAAGCUGGAGGUCCACCAGGCGAAGCAGAUGCCAGACAACCAUCCCCAGUGGGACAUCCCAGAGACAGAAGAGGAAGAGGAGGACCAGGAGGACAGCGACGGCAUCGAGGAGAGUGAAGAGGAAGACAAUGAAUAAAUAAAACGAUUGUAAUGGACUACUGUCUCCUAAUUAAAUAAUAAUAUAAUAUAAAUGACUCCCCAAUAUCCUAGUUGGUCUGAAAUUUAAACUGUAGGUUUUGUGUGUACAAAUUCUGAUUGCGACUCACGUGGGAGAUUCAGAGAACUCCCCUUCUGGCUGAACAGCUACUUGUGACUACAGUGAUUGUGUUACUGGUAAUUUAAUUGGAAGGUAAAAGCUACUUUUCUCAAAGCAAAAAAGAAAAAAAAGAGAAGUAUAUAAUAAUUGCCUUUUACUGCAGUACUGAGUUGAAAUAUAAUUUGAUGCGUUAGUUUGUGGGGAUGUUGUACCUUGAAUACUGUGGUUUGACAGAUCGGCCAUUCAAGAUUUUUAAGUUUCUUCCCAUAAAGCCGGUUAUAUUUGUCACAUUGAUGUCCGUCACAUGUCUUCAUUUAGUGAUACGUGAAACUGCAGGGUGAAUCAGCAGGGAAUUCAAUAUUUUCACAGUAGAUUCUUGGAUUCAUUUAACACCUCUCAUUGUUAGAACUGCAAUUAUAAUAUAAAAUAAUGGGAUUUAUAUUUAAAGGGCAAUAUUGUUCAUCUUGUACCAAAGUUUGGAUCCCUUUAUGUAUUGCAAAACCAUCACGGCAUAAACAUAAGUUCAGCCUUAUUUUAAUUGGUCUUAAUUUGAACGCUUACAGCAUAAAACACCUAAUUAAAUAUCAGGACUCUGCUAUUAAAUUAUAUAUUAGUAAGAAUUAGUCCAAAAUGAAUUUCCAAAUGUGAAAAUAAAUUAGUUGGGAAUAAGAAAUGUGGGUAAACUGGUAAUGUGUUUCAUGAAAGCAAUAAAACUAGACAAGCACUUUUACUAUAAGUAUAGAAUUGUAGCUCAAUAUAGUCAACAAGCAUUAAUGAAAAAAUGCAUCGUUGCAGGUACCUUGUUUUCAUUAGUGAACAUGGUGCAUAAUGUAAUAAGUACAUUCCAGGUCUUUUAAAGUGAUACAGGGUUAUAAGCAUUUUUUGGAAUUUCGGUAGUGCCAUAUCCACUGAAUAUAUAUUUUUUCUUUGUUGAGGUGGAGGUGAGCCCUUUAAGGGCUUUGGGGAUCCUUUAUUACUAGUUUUUCAACAGGCUUUUUUGUGCUCUUUUAAAACAAAUACCAGUAACAAGUUUGCAGGAUUUAAUAGUUUAGAUGUACUGUAUGUUUAAACUUCAGUCACUAUAAUGGAAGCCCUGUUCAGGUGUGCCAGAAAGCAGUGAAUAUAAUCUUCUUUGUUUAAAGUUCAGCUACCAAGUUUAUUGUUUUACAUGACUGAAAUGUGUUUCUGGUUCUUUGCGGUGGGAUAGUAUCAGGUAAAAGCAGGGUUGGGAUAUUAAGGGCAAGUGGCAUCUAAAAUAAUAAUAAUAAUAAAUGCCACACUAUCCUUUCCAAUCAUGUAUUAUUCCAGCACUGCGGAAUAUUUUCAAAGUGUGUUUUGUGCACUAAAAACAUCUCUUUUAGGUAGAUGAGAGUAAAAAUGGCUUUAUCCAAUAUUACCAUCCAAUUCAAGUUACAUUUUUGUAGAGUAAGGAUCUCAAAUACAAACCAAAAAUGGGAUCUAUUUAUUGGAGGAAAAAACUGUCACAUGUAUUAGUGGGGAUGUGUUUUGGGGAAUUCCUGUGGAAAAAGAUGUGGGACCAUUUAUUAACUUGAUUAAGGCAAUAUUGAUGUUGUGUCUGUAAUGUAAAUGUAUCCAUUAAUUAAAAGUUCACUGGGUGAAAGGAACACUUACUAGCUGUAGCCAGCUGAUUUUUGUGGUUCCUUGUGAUAUGCACAAAUACAAUUUACACCUAGAAAUAGACCUUGUUAGGGGAUUUUAAGUAUUACUGAUCUGCCAGAUGUAGAAUUAGUUAACACGCUGUGUUAAAAUACACUACAGUACCUUCAACAAAUCAGCUGCAUACUGUUUCUUAAUAUUUCAGGCCAAAUAGGAAUAAUUGCCCAAUAUUACAGUGUCUGCCAAUUUUGUUUACAAGAAAACUCAUUGUAAAUGGGAAAUACAUCAUUCUAUAUUCUUUGUAUUUAAAUAGCUGCAAAUAAAAUGGUAAGACUUUUUAAA